This is a messenger RNA of Heterostelium album PN500, 1425 nucleotides long. RefSeq names its product ACS family MFS transporter. The record is from RefSeq and is a predicted model, not a curated record. Gene Ontology annotation, molecular function: transmembrane transporter activity. Gene Ontology annotation, biological process: transmembrane transport. NCBI's taxonomy places the organism in Eukaryota, Evosea, Eumycetozoa, Acytosteliales, Acytosteliaceae. The coding region runs from base 1 to 1425 and encodes 474 amino acids. The transcript is spliced from 4 exons.
AUGUCACCGCCUUCUUAUCAGAGACUCCUAGACGAUGGAGUUGACGAGAGAAAAUUGUCUUAUGGUACAUUGGUUUCUGAGAGUUCGACACCAUAUGAAAAGCCACCCAAGUUUUAUUUUCCAAGGAGAUUCUUCAUGUUGAUCCUUGGUAAUAUUGGUCUGACAAUAUGUUACCUUCUUAGAGUUAAUGUGUCUGUUGCAAUUAUACCAAUGUCAACCGAAUAUGGUUGGUCUGAUAAUUUCAAAGGAUUUGUUUUAUCUGCUUUUUUCAUGGGUUAUCUAGUGCUGCAGAUGCCAGCAACCUUUUUAUGUAACAAGUUUGGUGGCAAACGUGUAUUUUUAGUUGGUGUCACUAUUUCGAUUAUUUGUACCAUUUUUGUACCUCUAGCUGCUCAAAACAGGGCCGCUAUGAUGAUUUGUAGAAUUUUGACUGGUAUCACUCAGAGUAUUGCUUUUCCAACUAUGAAUUGGUUGAUUAAAAGGUGGUUCCCUGUCACACAAAGAAGUGCUUCUGCCUCUUUAAUUUGGUCGGGUGUCUAUCUUGGUACUAUCUUGGGUGAUAUUAUCACACCAAAUCUCGUAGCUAAAUAUAAUUGGCAAAUGAGUUUCUAUUUAUUCUCGGGAUUGGGAAUGUUGUGGUCACUGGCUUGGUUGAUUUUAAUCAAAGAUGAACCAAAGAGUGUAUGGGGAAUUCAUCCAAGUGAGGUCUAUAUGAUCAACUCUGAGUAUGAGCACGACAGACAAUCGUUGCUCUUAAACAAUCCAUCCUAUGAGAAAAUCAACAACAAGGACAACGAAGAACUUGGAUUCCUCGAGGUCUGCAAAUAUCUCUUUAAGGAGAGUGGAAUCUAUGCGAUUCUUUUAUACAAUCUUACAACUUCAUGGGGUUAUUAUUUAUUGUUAAUGUGGUAUCCAACUUGGUUACAAAGAGAAAUUGGAUUAUCAGUUGGAAAUGAAAUGGCCUUCUUUACUGCUUUGCCAUAUAUUGUAGCGUUUGUUAUCUCCAAUGUUUGUGGAACCAUCUCUGAUCGUCUGUUGAAACGCGGAUUCAGAAAGAUCAUUUUGAGAAAGUUCUUUGGUGUGAUGAGUACUCUAAUUCCAGGUGUUGGACUAAUUCUCAUCAAUUGGGUACCAAUGGAAAAGGCCUUGAAGCUGUUUGUAAUGACCGUUUCGAUCUCCGCCACCGGUUAUUCAUCGGUCAGUUCACAGAUUGCCACCAUUGAUUUGUCACCAAACAACGCUGUCAUUGUCAUGGGUAUUGCUAAUUUUGUAGGAACGAUUCCAGGUGUUCUGGGGCCACUGUGUGCCGGUUUGCUUUUAGCCAAAUUUGGUAGUUGGGUCUACAUCUUCCUGAUAUGUUCAGUUUGCUAUUUCUUUGCCAUGACUGUUUGGGUACUUUUUGCCAAGACCGACAAAGUUAUUUAA